AUGUUGAGAUUCAUAAGUGUGGAUAUACCGUCUGGGGACGUUGAGUUUGCGGUGGGUUUGUCCGAACUGCACUCUCGCGGUGUUGAUGCUGGCACAGACGUUCAGAACAAAAUUGUCUCGCCGAAACGGCGUCUGCACUUGGUGUCGUUCCAGAUUUGCGUCGGUACUUUAAAACAGGCGGUGGAUGUGGACGGUGUGCCCGUGUCGUUGUUUCUUGACGCGGGUCGCACGCUACAAGUGUUUAUUCACGAUGACUUGUUUUGUAAAAUUGAUCUGGACAAUGAGCUGGUAGGAGAUGAUGUGGCGAUGUACCUGCUGGAACUGGCCACUUGGCACUCUUUACAGAAUAAAUUGAGAGCACAGUUGACCCGAGAGGAACCUCCACGCAAGAGAGUGAGACUCGAUGACUCCACUACGAAAGAACAACAGAGACAACUCCGACAGUUGCAAAGGAAAUGUAAAGAUUUGGAAUUGACAAAUAUACGGCUGCAAUACCAGGGAACCGCACAGGGUACGUUCAUUAUAUCGUUUGACGUUUCCCUCAUUUUCAAGGAAAACCAAUGCAAUAAGUUUUCCGUGGAGACAAACAGGUUUUUGGAUCUUUUGAGCUCGACGCACACGCACUACCUCCUGGAAAGUCACGAGGCAAAUUCCAACUUUAUACAAAGACUUUUUUUGGAACAGACAGUGAAACAUACAAAUGACAUUCUAAGGGAUAAGCUCUUACCGGGGGAUACAGUGACAAACUUGAAUCUAAAGCUACUGACAUUCCAGAGGAGGAGUGUCCAAUGGCUGCUCGACAAGGAACGCUCAGCAUAUAAGAUAGAUAAACCGGGGCAGGACAGUAUUGACAAAGACACAAUACUGACUUUUCUUAAUGAUAGAAUUUGCUAUGGGUAUGAGUUGCUGGACUCGUCAGUCGAAGAAAAUGCCAUGUAUUGGAACAGAUUCACAAAUUUCUGCUUACCUUACAAAUAUGCACUGGGUGUAUUUGAAGAUUUCCAUGAGAGGGGGACUCUUCGAGUCGGUGCGAAGGGGUUGCUAUCAGAGGAGAUGGGUCUGGGCAAGACAAUCGAAGUUUUGGCAUUGGUUUUGUUAAACCGUCGCCACUUGAAGAACCAAACGGGUAAAACUUAUCAAAACAGAGAAAGAAAAGUAAUUCACCAGACUAAGACAACUUUACUCAUCUGUCCAAACGCGCUUCUCAAACAAUGGGUCAACGAGAUCGAAACACAUACAACACAGGGAUCGCUUUCCGUGUUCCAUUACCUUGGGUAUAACGACGUUAUUGAAAGAUUUGGUACCUCGAAUAUCACAGAGAUAAUCGUUAAGUUAUCCCAGUACGAUAUCAUCAUCACAACAUACAACGUUAUCAACUUAGAACUUCACUACGCUCAGUACAACGCAAAUAUAAGGUCGAGAAGAAACCAGUACACUACUCCCAAGUACGAUUACUCCUCCCCGCUGUCAUUGAUGGAAUUUUGGAGAAUUGUACUGGACGAGGUCCAAAUGCUGAAAAGUGACAACACACAGAUUGCCAAGUGUACCAGUCUAUUGAGUAGGAUCCAUACAUGGGGGGUCUCUGGUACCCCUGUGCAAACGGUGCGUGACAUACAAACCAUCUUUUCGUACUUGAAAAUUCAGCCGUUUGCGGAACUGAACGACAUUAUUAUGAAAUUGGAUAUGAGUUUGAGGAAAAGAAGUCCAUCUUCAGAGAUAUUACGUAACGGCGUUCGAUUCUCAUUGCAGAAACUCAUGUCAAUUUUUUUAAAAUAUGACAUCUGCAUCAGACAUACUAAAAAUGACGUCGCUCAUCAAAUCCACCUACCAAAGCAAACCAACUACAUCAUCCCUCUUGAAUUUAACCCCAUUGAAUGGGAUAAUUACUUGAAUUUAUGGAACGAUUUCAUUGCUGAUUCCCAUUUUGGUCCCAAUGGGGAAAACGAAACCAAUUUGUCAUCCAUACAGCUAAAUCAAUGGUUGGUAAGGUUGCGCUACCUGUGUUGCCAUGCGAUUAUUCCCGAAAAUAUCGCUGAUAUGUUUGCAUCCAAACAUGGCAAGUCAUUGAGAAAGAACCGCAAACUGAACGAUAUGUCAAAAGAAGAUGAGCAGAAAUCUGCCGUUAAAAACAUUGACGAUGUUUUAAAAUUGAUGCAAGUAGAUGCUAUGGAUACCUUGAACUCGUUGUACAGGGAGAAUGUCCAGCUACAGAUUAAAUCUGCACAAGUCACAAUGGAACUAGACCACGAUCCUGAAGCGGGGAUAGCUUUGCUGUGUAAAGUGAUCACCGGGAUAAUGAGAGAUUUGGAGAAUAAGUUCCAAAUAGCUGAUGUGUUUUCGUUGGAUAAUGAGAAAUCCAGUAAUGUUAAAGUGCGGCCAUAUUUUGACUUGUUACACCAGAGUUAUUUUUUUAUCGGGACUGGGUACUAUUUCUUAGGUUCUAAGAAGCUGGAAUUGGUCGACGAGGAAAAUGAAAAGAUCAAACUUUUGGAAAAUGGCUCGCCAUUAAAGGAGUACGCAGAGGUUUACACACCAAUGGAAAUGGCACAGAUUGAGAAAAACCAACAAGCGGAAAAAAAGAAUUAUGAUAUUGCUGAGAAGUUGAGAAAGAAAAUGCUGUUGGAAAGGUCAGAGGUAGUCACGGAAACUACUAAUGAAACCAGAGAGCUUUUUGAUAAGGAUGAAUCUGGGAAAUACUCCACAACCCUCGACAUUAUUGAGUUUGACGGAGCAAAUGACUGGUCUGCAAACCACUUAGUAGCUACUGUGUUUAAAGCGUUGAGGCACAUGAUUCAAUUGUUGAAUAAGCAGGCUGAGCAGUUCAAUGAGCUUACCAGCAACCUCUCGGAACUUCUUUACAAGCCAAUUACGGGGGAAUAUGAUGAAGAAAAUGAAGAUGCCAAAGCAGAAGAGUAUUCCAACUCUUUAGAUGACCAGGACAAAAUCUUUGCCAUCUUUCACUGUUUAGAAGAGCUCUUGAAAAAUCGUGCCUUUGCCAUUCAAUCUGAAGACGAAAAAAUAAAAAUCAAUGCCAAAAAUGCCAUAGUGGUGGAUCCAACAUAUUCUCCAUAUCAUCAAGAUUUGAUCAAAAGUUUGAUUUUGGUGGAUAACGGGACUUCACUGAAAUCCAUUUUCUAUGAUUUGCGCAAUUCCAAGAUUGUCGUUUCGUCUUCGAAAAACAACACCAAGGAUUUAACGGAAAGUUUUGAGGACUAUUUAUUGGGUUAUUCCGAAGAGAUUCCCAGGAUGAUGCGGGAGAUGACAAGUGUCAAAGAGAGCUUGAAGCGAUUCAACCACAUUUAUAAUGCCAAAGUGGAAUAUUUUGGACAAUUGCAAAGGAUUUCCGAUUCGUUGGUAUCCCUGCUUCAAUUAGAACCCACAAAACUAAACUCCGUCUUGAGGUCCUUAAAAAGCAAUAAACGUUACGAUCACAAUUUGAAGAGGAUCAACCAGAUCGAAUCGAGAAUAAAAUAUUUGACGAAUUUAUCGAAUUUGAACAAGGCGAUUGAAAGUGAGAAAGUAUUUAAUUGCUCUAUUUGUUUGGGGAUUAUUCAUCAUGGAUCGAUCAUGAAAUGUGGCCAUUUCUUUUGCAGGGAUUGUAUCCAUAGCUGGCUGAAAAAUCAGAGAACUUGUCCGAUCUGUAAAAGAGAGGCGACCUCUACCGAGUUAUACAACUUCAAAUUUAAAAACCACGAUAACAUUGACGUACCUGGCCCAAAUAUAAAUUCGAAAGCUGCAACUGUGAUUACUCCUCCGUCCUCCACCGAGGAAAAGGAGUCUGCACGAGGGAAGAUCGCAGGGACAGACACUCGCGAAGAUCAGGAUCUUUUGUUUGCUGACAGAUACGUGCGAUUCCCGCAAAUGGAGGAUGUGUCCAGAAUCAACAUAAAGGAGAGUUUUGGUGCUAAGCUAGACUUCAUGGUUAAGUUGAUUCUUUUUUUGAAAUUGCAAAGCGAGACAAGCGAUAAAGCCCCGCCUCAGAUUCUGAUCUACUCGCAAAACUUUGAAUUCUUGAAAAUCAUCAGCAAGAUCUUGCAUUUGAACCACAUAAGUUAUCUUUCGUGUCUCGCCAAUUCCAAGUCUAUCAGCGCGACCAUUGACAAGUUUAAAACAAAUAACAAGAUAACUUGUUUGCUACUCAAUGUAAGAGCGUUGGGUGCUGGUUUGAACCUGCUCAAUGCCAAAUACAUCUUUCUACUAGACCCAAUUAUUAGCCAUAACGAGGAACUGCAGGCAAUGAGCAGAAACAAUAGAAUAGGGCAGGACUCAGAAACUUACGUCAUGAACUUCAUGAUUAGAGAUUCUGUAGAGGAGAGCAUAUUCAAGUACAAGUGUGUUUUAGACGAAACAAGGAAGCAGAGGGCGAGGAAUGAUGUUUCUGAUGCUGAUGAAGACGAAGACGGGGACUCGUUCGAGAUCAGCGAAAAUGCCACCGAAGUAGUCUCCGAGAAGCAUCUGUGGCGUUGUUUCUUUCAAAAGUAA
Molecule: messenger RNA, 4482 nt
Organism: Huiozyma naganishii CBS 8797
Lineage: Eukaryota; Fungi; Ascomycota; Saccharomycetes; Saccharomycetales; Saccharomycetaceae
Gene: IRC20
Product: E3 ubiquitin-protein ligase IRC20
Exons: 1
Coding region: 1-4482 (1493 amino acids)
Biological process (GO): protein polyubiquitination; DNA damage response
Cellular component (GO): nucleus
Molecular function (GO): ATP binding; ubiquitin protein ligase activity; ATP-dependent chromatin remodeler activity
Source: RefSeq, a predicted model, not a curated record